UUCCUAUUUAUCUAUUUAUUUAUUAACCGCCCGUAAUGAUAAGAUGAAGGGGGAAUGAAUAGGCAGGCUUAGUGUAUCGAUGAUAACGUGUAAAAGUAGUAAAAGUGCACAUUUGUGCUGUUAUACGCAAAAAUGUAUUACUUGCCAACGUUCCGAUAACCAAAUCGGAAUGCGUCAGAUGCUUACACCAAAACGAAAUUUGUUGUUGCUGUGGCCAAUUUUGUCCGAACCAAAUUUGAGGUUGGGUUAAAAUAAAAUUAUUUAUAAAGAAAGCACAAGUUAAAUUACCCUGAUAUAGGUAUCAAGUUUAUGUUAAUGCAUCAAUAAGUCAUCUAUUUUUUUCCUUUUGCAAUUAAGGUUCGUUUUGUUGUAUAAAAAGCCGUUUACUUUUCAUUUCGUCAACGAAAAUGUUUUCGUUUUGAAAACGAAGAAAUCUUGCGGAAUGGGAAAAAGAGAGCCCCAAUUUAUGUGAUUUCAAAAGUAAAUCGGAAAACUUUUGUGAAAGUGAAAAACGGAGCCUGGCUGAAUAUCAAACACACCAAGUGAACAGUUAAAAAUGCAAGUGCAGCGGCCAGCAGCCCUAACUCGAGCGCAAUGUCGCGACCACCAGACCCAAAAUUGCUCACACAGUGCACUAUGGUCCAGAAUUCGUUUUUUUUGGCAUAAAAUCGAAAUUUUUAUGUGAAUGGAUUACGUUCUUUCUUACAAAUUAUCAAAGUAAAUUCAUCAUACAUAUUAAAAAUGAAAAAAAAAAAUUAUUUAGCUUCCCUGAAGCUUUUUGCGAGCUUUUGAAAGUGAACAAUCGAUCAGCUGAUUUUGGGAAAAAAAUUGGCGCCAAAUUACUUGUUUACAUUUUUACGUGACGAUCGAGUAAAUUUGCUCAAAUAAAUUCGGCUAAAAAUGGAAAAUGAAGAUAAAGGUAUGUAGUAUCUAAUGUAUUUAGUUAUUUUAUGUGUAGUCCCAAGAUUUAAGUGUUGUGCAAUGUCCAAUUUAUGUGUAUUUUUGUAGAAAAUUUAGCUGCGUCCCCUGUGUUUCGUAGAAUAUAACAAAUGAACUGAGUUCUGCUGAGAAAAACUAACUAUGAAAGUUCUAGUUUUUGCAUAGCGAUCUCAUCGAUAUUCGGCGCAACAAUCGACAAAAAAAAUCUGUCUCACAUUGGAUUUACAGUAAAAUCAAUAACAACCAUUUGGAAAAUGAAAAAAAAACAGAAAUAGAUCAAAAAAUCAGUAAUUUUGAAUCCUUCAUUAAAAGAAACCUUCUGAAGUGCAACAAAAUGAUGGAACGGUUUAUGACCACUCAUGCUAAAUGGAUGGCUUCUAAAAUAACUAUUAUUGUUGAUGAAAAUUGUAAGACACCAAAGAAAAUGGGACGUCCAACAUUACAUUAUACAAAUGCAGGGACAAGAUUAAAAAGGAAACUGGCGUCUGAUCUUGCAAAUGAUAAUAAUAAUAACACGAAUCUUUUUAUGCAUGCUGCGGCAGUUUCUGCUAAGAAAGAACGCAAGACCGACGUGGCUUUUGUCCUAACAAAAACAAUUAGAACACCUGAAUACCUGACUGAAUCGAAAAAGCUUCUUCAAUUGCAAAAGCCCAUUCCACUUUCACCAGAUGAAGCUUUAGCUUACCUCCUGGAAAAUUCACUCAACAAACAGCAGUAUACAAACACUAGGCUUUUAAAUAAAAGUCAUAACUGCGACAUUUAUCCUAGCUAUAAUCAAGUAAUGGAAGCUAAAUUACAGUGCCGACCAGAGUGCAUAGAAGUAAUGGAAACUACUGCUCUAGUGCCAUUACAAAAUCUUUUGGAUCAUACAGCACAUCGAAUAAUUAAAUUGCAGUCCGAUGUUUCAAGCAGUUCCCGGAUGCAUCUGAAAUCAAAUUAAUCUGCAGCUACGGAUUUGAUGGCUCAACGGGUCAUAGUAUAUACAAGCAGAAGUUUUUAACUGAAAUACCUGGCAGUCAGCUUUCAGAUCAUUCUUUAUUUGUAACUUCUGUUAUACCCAUACAAAUUACAGACACUUAUCAUCGGAACAUCUGGAUAAAUAGAACACCGCAGUCUAUUAGAUUUUGCAGACCGCUAAAAAUUGAUCUAGUAAAAGAAACUACUGCACACAUAAUUAUAGAAAAAAAGAUUUAGAUUUUCAAAUUAACACUCUUAAACCCUUUGUUUAUAAAUUAGUUGAGAAUGUUGACAUAGUAGUUACCUAUGAAAUGCAUAUGAGACUUAUAGAUGGAAAAGUGCUGAACGUAUUAACUGGAACUAAAUCUACUCAAUGUUGUCCAAUAUGUGGAGUCACCCCGACAAAAGUAUUGGAAAUUACAGAUUUUAGUUCAGAAACCUUUACCCCAAAGCUUGGAGCUUUGAAAUUUGGAGUAAGUCCAUUACAUGCUUGGAUCCGGUUUCUAGAAUUUGUCUUGAACAUAUCAUACAGAAUAGAGAUACAAAAAUGGCAUAUAAAAGGUGAUAAUAAGAUUAAAAUGAGCACUCGGAAAAAAUAUAUUCAGGAAAAGAUUUUGAAAGAUAUGGGUCUACGUAUAAGCAUGCCAAAACAGAAUGGCAACGGAAAUAGCAAUGAUGGGAAUACGGCAAGAAGAGCUUUUGCGAACACUAAGCUACUAUCAACCAUAACCAACUUUAGCGAAGCCCUUUUAAAUAAUUUUUACAUAAUCUUAAUCGCAAUUUCGUGUAACUAUUAUAUAAAUUCGGAAAAAUUUCGUUCUUUUUGGGAGAGUACUUUUUGCUUAUAUAUGCAAACAUAUCCGUGGUACCCAAUGUCCCCAACGAUUCAUAAAGUAUUAGUCCACGGUUUUCAAAUAAACAAUUCGACGUUGGUUCCACUUGGAUGUUUAGGAGAAAAUGCUUCAGAGGAACGGAAUAAAAUGUACAAAAAAGACAGAUUAUCACAUGCAAGGAAAAAUAGUCGGGUAAAUACUAUGACUGACAUUUUUUAUAGAGCGAUAGAUUCCUCGGAUCCAUUACUAUCGAGUGUCUGUUUAAAGGAGAGGGAAAGGAAAAACAAGAAAAAGCCUCUUUCCAAAGAAGUAUUAAGUCUUCUGGAAUUGUCCUCUACCGAAAGCAAAGAUUCAUGUGAAUACGAAAACGACUCGCAAUCUGAUUCUGAUUCUGAUUAUAAUAUAUACUACAUAGAACUAGAAGAAGAAGAUGAGGUCAUUUAAGAAAAAAAUUAGUGUGUAAUAAAUUUCCAUAGUUUAAAUAUAAAUAUAGAUAAUUUUAAAUAAGAUAUUAAAUAUAAUGAUUUAACAACAAAAUGUAAUAAAUUUGAAGUAUGUAAUUU
This is a messenger RNA of Drosophila miranda, 3292 nucleotides long. RefSeq lists its product as uncharacterized. NCBI's taxonomy places the organism in Eukaryota, Metazoa, Arthropoda, Insecta, Diptera, Drosophilidae. The transcript has 2 exons. The coding region runs from base 2208 to 3173 and encodes 321 amino acids. The record is from RefSeq and is a predicted model, not a curated record.